Carlito syrichta (Philippine tarsier) is the source of this 2045-nucleotide messenger RNA. RefSeq names its product VPS33A, CORVET/HOPS core subunit (gene VPS33A). The record is from RefSeq and is a predicted model, not a curated record. Lineage: Eukaryota; Metazoa; Chordata; Mammalia; Primates; Tarsiidae. Bases 107 to 1897 code for a protein of 596 amino acids. The transcript is spliced from 13 exons. Gene Ontology annotation, biological process: vesicle-mediated transport; intracellular protein transport. Gene Ontology annotation, cellular component: lysosome; CORVET complex.
GGACGGCCCGGCCACGUGGACGCGCUCUCACGUGACUGCGUCCUUGCGCCUAGCGCAGGAAAGAGCGGACGUAGUUGGAGACCGGGGAAGGGGGCGGUGUGGCAAGAUGGCGGCGCACCUGUCCUACGGGCGAGUGAACCUGAACGUGCUGCGCGAGGCGGUGCGUCGCGAGCUGCGCGAGUUCCUGGACAAGUGCGCGGGAAGCAAGGCAAUAGUUUGGGAUGAGUACCUGACAGGACCAUUUGGCCUGAUUGCACAGUAUUCAUUACUGAAGGAACAUGAAGUGGAAAAAAUGUUCACACUUAAAGGAAGUCGUUUGCCGGCAGCUGAUGUCAAGAAUAUUAUUUUUUUUGUCAGACCCAGGCUAGAAUUGAUGGAUAUAAUUGCUGAAAAUGUGCUCAGUGAAGACAGACGUGGCCCAGCAAGAGAUUUCCACAUUCUGUUUGUGCCACGCCGUAGCUUAUUGUGUGAACAGCGAUUGAAGGAUCUGGGUGUUUUGGGAUCCUUUAUUCAUAGGGAGGAGUACAGCUUAGAUCUCAUUCCAUUCGAUGGGGAUCUCUUAUCCAUGGAAUCAGAGGGUGCCUUCAAAGAGUGUUACCUGGAGGGUGACCAGACAAGCCUAUACCAUGCUGCCAAGGGACUGAUGACCCUGCAAGCUCUGUACGGAACGAUCCCCCAGAUCUUUGGGAAAGGAGAAUGCGCUCGGCAAGUGGCCAAUAUGAUGAUCAGGAUGAAGAGAGAGUUUACAGGAAGCCAAAAUUCCAUAUUUCCUGUUUUUGAUAAUCUCUUGUUACUUGAUCGAAAUGUGGAUUUAUUAACGCCUCUUGCCACUCAGCUGACGUAUGAAGGACUCAUUGAUGAAAUUUAUGGCAUUCAGAACAGCUAUGUGAAGUUACCUCCAGAGAAAUUUGCACCUAAGAAACAGGGUGAUAGUGGGAAGGAUCUCCCCACGGAAGCCAAGAAGCUGCAGCUGAAUUCUGCAGAGGAACUCUACGCCGAGAUCCGAGACAAGAACUUCAAUGCUGUGGGCUCCGUGCUUAGCAAGAAAGCAAAGAUCAUCUCUGCAGCGUUUGAGGAAAGACACAACGCUAAAACAGUGGGAGAGAUCAAGCAGUUUGUUUCCCAGUUGCCACAUAUGCAGGCAGCAAGAGGCUCACUUGCAAACCAUACCUCGAUUGCAGAGUUGAUCAAAGAUAUCACUACUUCUGAAGACUUCUUUGAUAAAUUAACAGUGGAACAGGAAUUUAUGUCUGGAAUAGACACUGAUAAGGUCAACAAUUACAUUGAGGAUUGUAUUGCUCAGAAGCACCCAUUGAUCAAAGUGUUAAGACUAGUUUGCCUCCAAUCCGUGUGUAAUAGUGGACUCAAACAAAAAGUUUUGGAUUAUUACAAAAGAGAAAUUCUUCAGACAUAUGGCUAUGAGCACAUAUUGACUUUACAUAACCUAGAGAAGGCUGGCUUGCUGAAACCUCAGAUGGGGGGCAGAAACAAUUACCCAACCAUUCGGAAGACGUUACGCCUCUGGAUGGAUGAUGUUAACGAACAAAAUCCCACAGAUAUAUCCUACGUUUACAGUGGAUAUGCGCCACUCAGUGUGCGACUGGCUCAGCUGCUUUCCCGACCUGGAUGGCGGAGCAUUGAGGAAGUCCUCCGCAUCCUUCCAGGGCCUCACUUUGAAGAACGGCAGCCACUGCCCACGGGACUGCAAAAGAAACGUCAACCGGGAGAAAACCGAGUCACUCUGAUAUUUUUCCUCGGGGGUGUAACCUUUGCUGAAAUUGCUGCUUUGCGAUUCCUCUCCCAGUUGGAAGAUGGAGGUACAGAAUACGUAAUUGCCACCACUAAACUAAUUAAUGGAGCCAGUUGGAUAGAGGCACUUAUGGAAAAGCCUUUCUAGAGUGUUCAGAGGAGACUUAACAAGUAUACUGCAGAAUAAACUUCCUCUUUGAAGAAGUUGCUGAAAGGAAAUGAAACCCCAUAGAAGAAAUCUGGAAUACAAAAUGUACCUUGGGGUCAGCUUAAAUUAUACUGCCGUUUUCUCCUUC